AUGGACCGGCAAAAUGUAGAAUAUAUUAAACGCGAAGAUAAUGAAGAAUUUGACGAGUUUGGAAGGAAGAAAAAAAGAAGGAAGAUGGAUGAGGUCCACUUUGUCAUAUCGGUUCUCCUCAAAUUUUUAAGAUUGGAAAUUUAUCAGGACUUUUUGACAAUUCAACAGAAUCACGCAGUUGCUAUUAACAGACAAGGAGUCUGUUCUUGUUCGUGUAGCGGAGGAGAAUGUUCCUGUGAGGAGAGCGAAUCGGAAGAAGAAAGAAGGAGGAUAAGGGAGAAGGAGAAAGAAAAGGAGAAGGAUAAGAACGACCGAGACAGAGAAGGGGAACGUGAAAGGAGGGACCGAAGUAGAGGAAACGAAAGGGGUCGUGAGAGAGAUCGGCGUGGAAGGGAGCACUCGUGGCAAGCGUGUUUCUGUUUUCUAAAUUAUAAAUAUCGUGUGUAUAAAUUCUAA
Enterobius vermicularis (human pinworm) is the source of this 456-nucleotide messenger RNA. The record is from the annotation of a GenBank genome assembly. Lineage: Eukaryota; Metazoa; Nematoda; Chromadorea; Rhabditida; Oxyuridae.